Messenger RNA from Penicillium soppii, 426 nucleotides. Its product is annotated as glutaredoxin. The coding region runs from base 1 to 426 and encodes 141 amino acids. Lineage: Eukaryota; Fungi; Ascomycota; Eurotiomycetes; Eurotiales; Aspergillaceae. Gene Ontology annotation, molecular function: glutathione disulfide oxidoreductase activity. The record is from RefSeq and is a predicted model, not a curated record. Gene Ontology annotation, biological process: cellular response to oxidative stress. The transcript has a single exon. Gene Ontology annotation, cellular component: cytoplasm; nucleus.
AUGUCCGCCGCCAAGACCCGCGCCCAGAAACUCAUCGACGACAAUGCUGUUGUUGUGUUCUCCAAGUCUUACUGCCCCUACUGUGAUUCGUCGAAGAAGCUGCUCGAUGGAUUGAAGGCCGAUUACACUACUCUCGAGCUUGAUCUUGAAGGUUCGUUUCGCUGUGCGCGUUUGGGUUUCCGGUUUCCCGGGGACUUGACUCCUCUGAUCUGCCCGCAGUUUAUCCUGUCUUGGUCAAUUGCUAACGUAUUUUGUGCAGAGGAAGGAUCCGCUAUCCAGGACGCUCUCUUGGAGAUCUCCGGUCAGCGCACCGUGCCCAACAUCUUCAUCGACAAGAAGCACAUCGGCGGUAACUCUGAUUUGCAGGCCAAGAAGGCGGAUCUUAAGGACCUUCUUCAGGGGCUUGGUGCGAUCAAGGAUGCUUAA